UGAAGUGGGGAUGGCAGUGUGGUAGGCGUGUGGUUUAACAGCUUCAAAAAAACGGACAGAGAGCCCCGGACUUCCUGUUCACUGCUGCUCACAGAUCUCGCUUCAGAGAGUUUUUUAAGAGAUCUUGCUGACAGCCGACAAGGGAGCAUCAAAACAGACCUUAUCUACAGCCCACCCGGUAAGAUGGUGCGAGCGUUGCUUAUUGCUGCUUUUCUGCUGAUCAAUUCCACCUGCAUCGAGGCCAUUGAAGACAUGAACAUAUGUUACAUCCUGGAUGGGAUUCUCAUCCUUUACGGCAUCAUUCUCACCGUCUUAUACUGCAGACUGAGGAUGAGUGCGCCCAACAAUACACCUGCCAAUCCCCCUGAGAAGCAGCCCGCAGAGGGAGGCAUCUAUGCGGUGAGACUUUUCAUUCUCAUGCUUAAAAAGACAUUUAAAAAGGCACAUGAUGGAAAAGUGACAGCUUACUGCACAGCAGAUGGGUCUGUCCUCUCACAGUACUGAUACCUACGAGACCAUCAAAAUGGAUAAAAGGCCUAUUGUGUGAUGAAAGAAGAUUUGAUCGCAGAGAGGACGCUGAGCACAGAAACACAGUGCUGACUCUCUUGAAGCUUUAUACUGUAUAUAAGGUUGUUUUUACUUGUGGUGGGUGUGUCCGUAGAGUUUCUAUACAUGACUUUUCUCCUUUUUUUGUUGUAAAAAUAUUACUUUUAUUUCUAAAUUUUGUGUCUUGCAUGCAUAAAAUGUUAAAAUUAAAUUCAUUUUUAAAAAUUGAAAUGACUGUGUUUUCACAGCACGUUGAUUUGUGUUUCACAGCUGGUUUUACCCAAGUUACUAAAAAAACAAGUUUAAAUGUGUCUGUUGUUUUUGUUAAUCUGUUCCCUUUUUAAGGGAAGCAGAUUAAUGAAGGACUUGUACUUCACUUUACGUGAAACAAUUAAUCUGCUCAUCAUUUUUGAUUAAUCUUUUGGUAUAUAAAAUGUCAGAAAAUCAGCAGAUUCUCACAAAUAAGAAGCUGAAACUAGGUAACUUUUGUUUUUUACAUUAAUUUCCUGUGGAUCAACUAGAUGAUUAAUCGGCUAAACUCUACUUAUAAACUUUGAUUUGAACUGAUUUGAUUAGUCUAUAUCAUGUAGUGGCUUUAGGGGUUUUAAGCUGCCCAUAAUAAUAGUAAUAAUAAUAAUUAAUAAUAAUGAUAAUCACUUUAUUUAUAUAGCACCUUACAAAAACAAAGUUACAAAUUGCUUUACAAUAAAAACAAAUAAUAAAAGUAUAUAAAAUCCAAACAUAAGCUAUAAAAGAAGAUAAAAUAAGUUAAAUGAUUAAAUCAAAUACCAUCAGUUAAGAAAAAGCCACAAGAUAAAAGUGAGUUUUAAGAUUUUAAAGAGCACACCGAGUUUGUCUUCCUGAGAUCCCCAGAUGCUACUCAAAACUUGGGAAAAUAUACUCACAGUUUUCACAGAAUAUUACAAAUCUCAAGCUGAUUCAAGUGAAUCUGAUUCAAUUUUGCUUGAAAUUUUGAAGCAUCCAGCUGGUUAUCCUAUUACAGUGUUUGAAACACACCAGUUUCGUUUCAUCAAGUUUCAUGUCAGUGUUUUUCAAUGUUUCCAAAAUACAUUUGAUUAUUGCAAUUUAUCACUCAGUUUUCGAAUACAAAUAAAUCUCAACAACUAUUUUUAAUUGUUACAGAUCUCAGUUCUGUGAUAUGCAGGAAAGAUUAUAACAGCUGCAGCACCAGAGGGCAAUCACACACUUUCACUGUAAAAAGUGCCUGUUUCUUCUACCUAUGUGACAGAGUCUCGUCCACUUAUUUACAUAGAAACAUAACUGGAAAUGUACUCAAAACACAUGAAAAACUGUGCACUCUGGCUGUGUACUUGUUUUCCCUGAGGCUCUUCACAAGAAACUUACUCACUCAUCCAGCUGUCUGUUGCAACAUACUCAUCUUAACUUGUGAAAGUGAGUAUGUUGUAAGUAAGGUGACUUCCAAGUUUUCCACCAUGCUGGCAGUCAGAGCGCACGUAAAAUAAAGUAUCUCCUACCUGUAAUUACAACAUUCAUGGGGCUUUCAUGUGCUCUCAUUUUGUGAUUAUGAUAUUUUCAGAAUGGGUCGAAGGAAGCUGCAUAAGCCAAUCAGAAAGCAAAGAGAACAUUUUGCUGAAGACAUAGCGCUAAAUAAAUAGAAAAAUAACGUUGUAAUAUUCCUACAAUGGUGGGAAAUUAAAGAUUUGUGUCACAUAUAAGAUCUUUUAAAAGGCCUAUCCUACAAGUUUAUAGCUGACUGAGUCAACUUCAAAAGUACUUUUACUCAUUGGCCUUUAACUGUGUUGAAGAUCCAAGCAGGAUCGAAACGUUGUCAUUAAACUUUUGUUGCAGGCGUUAUCUUUUUUCUUUGACACUGUUUGCUGAUAGCCUAGCACCUGCAUGAUGUGCAUAUAGUUAUUCUCCUUUAACUGUGUUAACCAACCCUUCUGCUGAAGCAUCUGUAGGAGUUUGUUAUCUCAAAGUGCACCAUGAUUUUUUACUACUUUGUUGUUUUCUUUUAUAUUUUCUCCUUUCUUUUGUUCUGUUCUCUCUUGUUGUGUGAAAAGUUGAAUGAUAUUGACAGAUUAACCGUCAUUGUUAACUUUUGCUUAAAUAAAAAAAAAAUCUAAUUAGA
This is a messenger RNA of Siniperca chuatsi (mandarin fish), 2659 nucleotides long. It is a transcript of the gene fcer1gl, whose product is annotated as Fc receptor, IgE, high affinity I, gamma polypeptide like. Gene Ontology annotation, biological process: cell surface receptor signaling pathway. The record is from RefSeq and is a predicted model, not a curated record. NCBI's taxonomy places the organism in Eukaryota, Metazoa, Chordata, Actinopteri, Centrarchiformes, Sinipercidae. The coding region runs from base 184 to 504 and encodes 106 amino acids. The transcript is spliced from 5 exons. Gene Ontology annotation, molecular function: IgE receptor activity. Gene Ontology annotation, cellular component: Fc-epsilon receptor I complex.